AUGUCGAGUAAUAGUUCUUGGUCUAACAACGAUUCAUAUCAACUGAGGAACGAUCCUAAUAAUGGUAAUAACCCCAACCCACAUACAAUGUCCCAACAGCACUCGCAAUCUGUAAAUAUUCCCGCUCAUUUGUUGCCUCAAGCGUUUAUAGAACAACAACAACAACAACAACAACAACAACAAUAUCAACAAGACAGCGAAACUCAUAACAAAAACCCUCCAACCAGCAAUCGUUUUUAUCAAUCACCUCCCCACCAACAACAACUGCGUCAACAAUACAACUCUUCUAAGCAGGAACAAAUGCAACAACCUUACCCAACUUCUGCACAAAACAAUCAACAUUACCGCCCUCCAACACAGGAAAGGUCAUAUAGUUUUUCAUCGACUAUGGAUCCUGGUUCACCUAGCCAAAUAAUGCCACCUAAUUUUUCACAAAGGAACCAAUCGUUUUCUGGUUAUCAACAACAGUAUCCACCAUCUCCCAACAGAGCAUAUAGCCAACAAACACACGCUCACCAAGGUGGACUUCAACAACCAUAUGUAGCACAAAGACAACACACCUCAGCUGGUUUCAAUCAGAAUCCGUACUCUCAGCAAAAUAGAUCAGUAUCUUCUUUGACUCAAGAUCGGACAGGAGCACCCGUACAACACCCUCCUUACCCUGUCAGCAAUGAUGAUUCUGGAUAUCAACUACAACCGCUGGCUCUUCAAUCACAACAUCUACCACCACAACAGCAACAGCAACAGCAACAGCAACAACAGCCCCAUCCUCAGACACGUAGACAGCUUCGUAAGGCUCCUUCAAGCAAUUUACCCCCCAUUCAAACUGACCAAGUUUACUAUGGCCCUGAUGCCCGAAGAAUUGUUUCCACACCAACACACCAACAAAAUUUUCCUACUCCCAUACCACAUGAAGCUAGAACUAAAUCACUUACUUCGGCAUCAUUGAAGCAUCAGAAACAACCACUGCAACUGCAACAGUAUUACCAACAAAUCUCUGAACUGCCAGGUAAAGAUAGCAACGCUCGUAGUUCUUCGAGUAGUUCACUUCAUCACACUUUUUCCUUAACUUCAAAAUCACGAUCAUUCACAUCCAUCAGUAAAUUGUCUUCGUUAUCAACUAAGAAAUUUGGUUCGUCUUCUUCUGUCAACACCAACAAAUUAGAUCGUUAUCAAUCAAGUGGAACUAUUAGAAACAAUCACAACCAUACAAACCAUACGAACCACAACAUCCAUUAUGCUAAACCAUCUGUGUAUCCGGCAAUAUUGUCUGAAGUAGCCAAAUUAUUCAAAGAGGCGAUUAUUUUGACUAUUAACACCAAGGAUGGUUUAGAGUACCACGAUACUUUUACUGGGAAAAUGGCGGUUGACAUCUUAUGUCGUAUUAUUCGAACAAACGAUCGUAAUUUGGCCUUGUUAUUGGGAAGAUCAUUAGACGCCCAGAAAUUUUUCCAUGAUGUUACCUAUAAUCACAGAUUAAGGGAUUCGGUACAUGAAAUUUAUGCGUUUAACAAUGUUUAUAACGAUGUUGAUUUUUACAAUGAAGAAAAUGGAGGUGGUGGUCUGACUAGUAAUGGAGAAAAUAGUGCCUUGAAUUCAAAACAUGGGUCGUUUCUUGACAGCAGUACACAAUUACAGAAUGCUUUGAAUGACCAUAUAUCGGAUUAUCACACUUCACAAAGCAGUGGAUCAUUAACCAAAGUUGCUAGUAGUGCCACUGGUAACGGCUCAGCAAGUGUUGCAGGUAAGGAAUUGAGUGCAAGUCAACAAACAGGUGUUAAUGGAGUUUUCACUAUUUUGACAGAGUGUUAUUCGCCUACAUGUAGCAGAAAUAGUCUUUGUUACAGUAUUGCCUGUCCAAGAAGAUUAGAACAACAAGCUAGAUUAAAUUUGAAACCCCAAGGUGGUUUGCAACGUGCAGUUUCAAAAUUAUCAUUACAUGAUCAGGAAGAAACUGAAACUUUAUGGCACAAGACAGUACCUCAAUCGGUUUUAGAUAAAUUAGACAAACAUGAAAAGACUCGACAAGAGUUGAUUUAUGAGUUUGUUUACACUGAACGUGACUACGUCAAGGACUUGGAAUUCAUGACUGAUUUCUACAUUAUGCCCUUACGGAAUCCCGCCAAUAAUAUUAUUCCUGAUUAUCAAAGGGAAACCUUUAUUCAAACUGUGUUUGGGGGAGUACCCGACUUGUUGAGAUUGGCCAAGAGGUUCAGUGAGGCAUUAACCCGAAGACAACAACAACAAAAGCCUGUUAUUGAGACCAUUGGUGAUGUCUUUUUAGACUAUGUUGGUGAUUUUGAACCGUUUGUGACCUAUUCUGGAAACAAAGUGUUUGCCACUUUUGAACAUGAGAGACAACAACAAGUUAACAUGAAAUAUGCGAGAUUUUUAGAUGCAAUUGAAAAGAAACCGGAAUCAAGAAGACAAGAUUUGUCAUCAUUUUUGAUUAAAGGGGUUCAAAGACCAGCAAGAUACCAAUUAUUGUUAUCUGGAAUUUUGAAGCAUACCAAACCGGAGUCACCCGACUACAAGUACUUGACAAAAGCAAAAGAAGAGAUUGAGAAAUUGUUAGUGAAAAUCAAUAUUCAAACUGGAGAAUGUACUGACCGACACAAAGUCAUGGUUUUACAUAGGUUAUUGGGGAAACAAACUUUGGAAAACAGGUAUAAUUUCAAAUUAUCCUACAAUAAUCGUAUUAUCUAUCAGGUGACUUUGAAUAGAAAGAGGGAUAACGAAAAGAUCGAUCUAUACUUGUUUGAACAUGCAUUGUUAUUAGUGAAACACAAGAUUCAAAACAAGCGUGAACAACAUAAAGUGUUUGAAAAACCAAUGUAUUUGCCAUUGCUAUUUGUUAAUAGUGGUAUGGAAAUCCCCACCAACAGAUCAAUCAUGCCUCAUAGAUAUCAUGGAUCAUUGGUUUCCGACACCAGUAUAAGACCCCAAAGAGCAGAAUCUAACUAUAUUGGUAAUACUUUGAAUUCUUCAUCAACACCUAAAUUCCAAUUGAAUUUUCUCGGUUUAGGUAGUAAUCAAGUCCAUGCCUCAUUGUUUGCUGAGGAUUUGACUAUUCAGAACCAAGUGUUGCAACAAAUAUCGACACAGCAAAAGAAAUUAAUUGAUGCCAAUGAUAUAUUUUCAUUGUGCAAGUUUGAAACGAGAAGAUUCACUGGGAAUAAUAAAAUCAAUUGUGCUGUUCCUUGUUAUGGUGGGAAGAAAUUGUUGUAUGGUACUGAUUCAGGGGUAUGGGUCAGUACUGUUCGUUCAAUUAGUGCCACGUCUAAUGAAAAAAUCUGUAGUGAUCCCACCAUGGUUAUUUCCAAAACUUAUGUCACUCAAAUUGAGGUGAUUGUUGAGUACUCCAAGUUGUUAGUGUUGAGUGAUAAAUCGUUAUAUGAAUUUGAUUUAUCUUGUACUGAUUCCUUGGACCAUGUGAAGAAUACCAAACUGGGUAAAUUACUUUUGAGUCAUGUGUCAUUUUUCAAAGUUGGUGUUUGCGAUGGUAAAUUGUUGGUGAUUGGUGCUAGAACGGGCAGUCUGCACUCUAUUUGUAUUUUCGAGCCAGUUAAUCCGUUUGACAAAUCCAAUAAAAAUAAAAACAAGAGAUUAGAAAUUCAAGAAAUCAAUUUUAGUUCUGACCCAAUUUCCAUUUCAUUUUUAAAGACUAAACUUUGUGUUGGGUGUGCUAAAGGUUUUGAAAUUUUGUCUUCUCAAACGGGAACCAAAGAAUCGAUAUUAGAUGAAGCAGACCCUUCAUUAGAUUUUGCCACACAAAGAGAAAGUGUGACACCAUUAGCAAUUCACCGAUUAGGACGUGAUUUCUUAUUGUGUUAUUCUGAAUUUGUAUUUUUGAUCAAUCGAAAUGGAUGGAGAACAAAUCACGAUUGGGGCAUAUUUUGGGAGGGUAAUCCCCAAAAUGUGGCGAUUUUCUUCCCUUAUUUGUUAUCAUUUGAACCAGGAUUUGUUGAGAUUAGAGAUUUACAUACAACUAAUUUAUUGAGGGCUUUAACGGGAGAGAAUAUCAGGUUUUUGCAUUCUAAUGAACAUGAAGCUAUGUUUGCUUGUGAAGAAAAUGGUUAUGACAUCAUUAUUUCAAUCGAUUUCUUAAAUUUGAAACCAAGAUCCCCAACAUAG
Molecule: messenger RNA, 4134 nt
Organism: Candida dubliniensis CD36
Lineage: Eukaryota; Fungi; Ascomycota; Pichiomycetes; Serinales; Debaryomycetaceae
Gene: ROM2
Product: Rho family guanine nucleotide exchange factor
Exons: 1
Coding region: 1-4134 (1377 amino acids)
Biological process (GO): intracellular signal transduction
Molecular function (GO): guanyl-nucleotide exchange factor activity
Source: RefSeq, a predicted model, not a curated record